UUCGCCAAUCGGCCACCAUUGUUGGAAGUGAUUUUACAGCAUUUUGUCGAAAUUUGUAUAAUUUGUGAUAGUUCUCGGCAAUAUACAAAGUUAAACUCGAAGGAUCUGCACACGUCGUAAGAGAGAAGAGUUACGCGGGCGAAGGCUUGAAAAUUGCCGGCAUCAUUAUGGUGGACUGAGAGGGUGUUUGUUGUGGGACUCAGCUGGACUCGCGUCGAGAACCGCCAUGUCCGGCUCGCAGCACAACCCCAACGGGCGGCAGGCGCAACUGGGCUCUAGCUGGAGCCCCCUGCAGGUGUUGCAGAUGGCGAACCUGCUGGCGCGCGCGCCCCAGGCGCACAUGGCCUCGGAGCGCGGCGUGACGUGGCACACGCCCACCCCGCCGCCGCAUCUCUACCACGUGCCGCAGCCCUCGCCGCCCGACCCGCUGCAGGCAAUGAAGGGAGCCGGCAACUCGGUGUUCCGGCACACGGCAACACCUCCGGAACUGUACCGCCACACGCCCACUCCGCCGGACAAGCAUCUACUCAGACAUACUCCGUCGCCUGGUGAUGUGAAGUCAGGUGCCGCUCUGCCUCCGGCCGACUUGUAUGCACAUUUGGGACCAGGGAGAGAAAAACUAAUGCGCGGCGCGGAGCUCCUUCCGGCUGCGUACUCGCGCGGGGUGGACCUCUCGGUGGGCACGCGCGCCAACGGCGCCGCGCUGUCCGUGCGCGACGCGCCCACCAUCAACUCCCUCAUCGCGCGCGCGCCGCGCCACCACCGGGUGGACGAGCUGCUGGAGCGCCUCGCGCCUGCGCCGCCGCUCCCCGCGCCCGUGUCCCCGCACAGCGUCAUAGUCACAGCCCGCGCCGCGCCCACCCCCUCCCCGCCUUCCUCCAACGAGGACUCGGCGGACUCCGGCGGCGCCCCCAAGCGGAAAAGAAAACCCGAACGCACCAUCCGCGUCCCCUCCCUACCUCUCCCCCUCCCGCUCGCGGCGUCCCCGCCCCUAGAGCCUCGAGAGUCGCGGGAGGUGAACGGCUCGUCGCCGGCGCGCAACGGGCCCGAGCUGCGGCCCGAGGCUCGCCCGCAGCCGCCGGAGCCCCCGGUACGGAGAAAAACGCGCUCCGGCUCCGCGGAGACCAUUGACGAUAUCGCCGCUAUGAUCGCCAGUACGGAACAAAAGGUUGAGGAGCCCACGCUGAAAGAGCCAGAGAAGCCCAUCGAGCCCCCCGUUACCAUUGACAAGCUGAAAAGUGUACUCGCGAGCGACUUGGAAAACAAGCCCGAUGAAGCUCCUAUAUCACCGCCGAAGGUUCAGCACCAGCAGCAGGUAGAAGAGCCAGUUGCGGAGCCCGCGCCCGCGUCCGCCCCCUCGCCGCCCGCGCCGGGGCAGGCCGCCGCCCCGCGCCGCCGCCCGCGCGCCCCGCACGCCGCCUCGGCCAACGUGCCCGUGCAGUCCCCGUCCGAGGGCAAGCCCGCCGAGCCCGCCGAGCCCGACCCCGCACACCCCGCCCCCGCGCCCGAGCCCGCCGCCAGCUUCGUGGAGGUGGAGAACCAGCUCGAGAAGAUGUUCGCCGGCAUCGAGGAGCCGCCCCGAGAUCUAGAAGGCGACCAACCAGUAGAAAAAGAGAAACCUCAAACGACAAAAGCGCGGAAGCGGCGAAAAUCCGCUCCCACCAAAGGCGAGAGGAAAGCCGCGCGUCGCGCCUCCCGAGCAGACACGUAUGAUAAGAAGAAAAAGAAGGGGCCGGGAAAGAAGGCCAAGGAGACUAAGGACGCUUAUGAUUCGGGCAGCAAUGCGAGCUCCGGGCGGUCGAGGGGGCCAUACAUACAGAUCCGCGGGCCGCGCGACUCUCCGCUGUCUGUGUCGGUGAUCAACGCGGCCACGGGCGAGGACGAGGAGCCGCGGCGUAAGGACGACUUCCGCAACGGCCUGCGCACGCGAGGCCUGCACUGCAGCACGCUCGGACUACGAUACGACGCGACGACGCCUGACGCGACGUGGUUAUGCGUGUUCUGCGAGCGCGGGCCCCACGCGGCCGGCCUCGGGGACCUCUUCGGGCCCUACCCUCUCGAAACCGACUGCGAAGAGUACAGGGCAUUGGACGAAGCGACGCGACGGAAAUAUGAAGCGGCCGGGUCCGCGUGGCUGCACGAGGCUUGCGCGGUGUGGGCGCCCGGGCUACUGGCGGCCGGCGCGAGGCUCUGGGGACUCGCAAGUGCGGUGUGGUCGUGCCGCGGCACGCGGUGCAUGGUGUGCUCGUCGCACGGCGCGGGGCUGGCGUGCGGCGCGCGCGGCUGCCGCGCGCGCGCCCACGUACCGUGCGCGCGCGCGCAGCGCUGGACGCUCGACGACGACCUCUUCAAGGCCACUUGUGUCCGCCACGCCGAGCCCAGCUAAGACCGUGUGCAGUGGAAUAUACCGUGCGGAGUGACGUUCGAUUCGGUGAAGGCGGGACCGAGUGUAGUGUGCGUUUGAGGUGCGGCGCGUUAGUGUCGAAUGGACCGGUGGCGUUCUUGUGCGAAAUCGUUGCGGAUAAAACGCCGGGGACCCGUAAACGGUGAGGGCGUAUGACGGGCCACACUGCCCCCUUUCGGUAUGUGCCGGAAAACUAGAUUGUUGUAAUGGCGCCGAUAAAACCGCAUGUGAACGUACUUAAUGCGUACGAUGCGAAUUAACUAGAGAAAACUGAAUAGCGCGACAUUCACUUGUAGAAAAAAAUGAGGCUUCUAUGAACUAUAAUAAACAUGAAUACUUCUACUUAAUUUUAUUAUAAGUAAAAUAAAUCUAAAUUUGAAAAAAAAUAUCGGACUAAACGCGGCGGGUCCGCAUGAAAACCGCUCCGUUUCAGAUACUAAAGUGACGCGCCGCACCUCUACAUCUAUCAUUCAAUAUUUGUACCAUACUCGAGAAACAAAACAUUGCUUAAGUGUGGUACAUAUUGAGUAGUUUACUUACAAACUUACUUUCAGUAGAGAUUUUCGACUGAAUGUGUUAUACUCUGGACAUAUUAAGUUAAAAGUGAGCUUAAAUGAUGAAUUCGCUUGCGCGCAACUCUUGUGAUAUGAUUUUACUGCAACGUAUGAUUGCCCUUUUGAUGUAUUUAUGUCUUAGACUUUAUUUUUUCGCCCUUUUUUAUUUUAAUUAAGUUUUUUGUAAAUUUGGAAAGUACUCGUAUCUGAUGAUGGAAUCUCUGUUACCUAUGAUUUGACGUUUCGUCAAUGUUUAUUAGAGGGAUGGUUCCUAUAUAAGCUUUGCACCGUUUAAGGUGUGUUCUGGUGUGUAAGUACAUCUAGAUACAUAAAUGUAAGCAAAAUAUGUAAUGCCAGUAUUGAAUGUGCUUUGUGAGAAGUUACAUUGGUUGCAGUAGUAUUUUAAAAAUACAUCAUUGUGAUUGCAGCUUCGUUUUAAAAACGUCAUUACAAUGAGAAAUUGUACAUUCUAUUUAACGUAUUUUUCAAAUAACUACUGCAAUUUAUAAUCAUAGAGCUAUCAAGUCACAGUAAAAGCAUCAAAAUCAGUAAUCUCACUUAAAACAAAACUUUAUCUACCUGAUUUCACCUUUUAUGGGGUGUAUUGUUUUUGCUGCGUCUACUGUGGCUGCGCUAUCUAAGUCUACUGCCGUUUGAUCCGUAAGCAAUAAAACGAUUUUUUUAAACAGUUAUUAUGAGCCAGUGACUUUGUGCUUGAUGAGGCAUUGAGGUAUCAUAGCGAUUAUUGCGAUUAAUGUUAAGCGAGGAGCUUUAACAACUAACAUAAAAAACUAUUGAACAUGCUGUACAAAAACUGAACAAAUGCCAUAUACGUACUAGUUGUGCAGUCACUAGUAAGUUCAUAACAGCUCUGUAACUAAUAUGAUAAAUGAUAAAAUAGUUGGGCAUAAACAUGUGCACAACAAUGAUUACUAUGUUAAGAAGUCCUUAUGGCAGCUUUGGUUCAGUUUGAUAAUACUUUGUUCAAUACGAACGAGUUAUAUGACCCAUUUUUCUUUUCAAUCUUAUAUUCUCGAUUCCAAUGUUUCUAUUCUCUAACUAUAAAUGCAGACUCUAACAAUCAUAUUCCUCCUCGCUUCGCUCGUUGUCUCAUUUCACCUUAGACGAUUGGUACGAUUAAAUGCAUGUAUAGACAAUUUGUAGAUAAUGUUAACAUAAUAUAUUAUCCAAUUUUCGAAAUCCAGAAAAUAAUAAAAAAAUAUGUACAGAAUAUUUUACAUAUACAUUAAAAUUUAACAGUGAAUAGGUGUAAUUUUUUUAGUAAUCGGAAUUUUAGAAUUAUGUAAAUAUGCAUGGUUAUCCCUCUGGGGUGACCAGGACUGUAAAUAUAGUUUUAAUGUAAAUAGCAGUUAUAUUGAGGACAUCGGGGUACCUAUCAAAGGUAUACUUAGUAAAUGGAACAGUAUUGCAGACAACUAUGAGGUUUACAUUAUUUGUGUUUCAAUGAGCUCCUAUAAAGACAUUUAAGGCUGGGGGCCUACCGCGAAGACUGGAGCUCACGAAUUGUUGGCAUUAUUCUCAUUUACGCGUAAUUGGAGUGAGAGAGAAAGAUGCCCCCAAUUAACGAUCUGUAGUGUCCACAGUAGGCCCUCUGUUGUGGCAUACCCUUCUCGCACUCGAAAGGGAAAAUUACAUGAAUUAUAACCUAUUGUACUGCCAUCUAAUAAACAUAAUACCUGACGAAUAUCAACUAAUUAAAAAAAAAAAUUGUGAUCUAUCCAAAUUGUGUAAAACAUUUAGUACAAUGAGUUAUAACGAAUUCUAUAUUGUAAUCAUUUUAAUUUUGAAUAUUCUGAAUUUUAAAACGUUUCAAAUAUGUAAACCUCAUCUAAUACCUAUCAACAAGGAAGUGAAAAAACUGACCGAUUUUCUUCGUCAUGAUAUUUUACUGUAUGGUUGAACAUGCGCCGUUUUAAUUUAUAUGUAUAAAUACAUACAUACGUAGAUAGUGUAGAUACUGAUGAAGUUGUAUUUAAAAAUGUAGGCAUAAAACGAAAGAUACCAACAAUAUUGUAAUUAUUACGAUAUUUUUGUAUGGGAUCCUAUACACUUCUGACUCUUCCCGCACAGACUACACCGUGAGAUAUUGUAAUGAAUUUUUUUUUGUCAGCCAUUUUUCUCCUUGUUGGUCGGGCCAUAAAAUCGUUCACAUAGACGUGUAACAAGGCAGUGAUAUUAUAUAAAUAAUAAAUGCGUUACAUAAGUACGUGUAAUGUUAUAUUUUAUGUACACCAUACAACUUUUCAGUUGCCAUUUUAGUAUCAAAACUAGUCUAAUGUUAGUAUCUUGUGAUUUUUAAAAUUAUUAAAAAAAUUCUGGGGUCUAUUAAAAAUACAAUUAUCUUUUUAGCUUCAUAUAGGUAUGUCGAUCAUAUAUUGUUGAGCAUAAAUUAAAUACACAAUUAUGUGUAGUGAUUAUACUUAAUGGUUAUUUGUACCAAGAAUUUUACGCUUAAAAUGUAACUGAAAUACCUGAAAUUGUUUACGCUGUUUGAUUUUGAAUGUGAUUUUUGUAACCUGGCCUUAUGUGAAACAUAGACUAAAUCUCUUUGGCAAGAGCGUACUGUUUACCAACUUAAUUACUAUCAUUAUAACGAAAAUGUUAACAGACUUAAGGCAUAUAAAAAAGAUCAGCGUCAAGGAAGUAAAAAAAAAGUAUUUACAAGGAAUAUAAAUGCAAGAUUUGUUACAAUGAUAAUUUUAUUCGUAUAUGUAUUUAAAACAUUAUACUUUAAAAAAGACAAACAAAACGAAAUCUUGAAUCAUUCCAGUAAAUUAUUUACUUGAAAUUUACUGACUACACCAAAACGUGGGCAGUUCUUUAAAAUAUAAGUACAUAUACGUAUCUGCAGUUGCAUACUGACUACAGUUCAUGUGUCAGAUUGAGAAAAUUUCGUCAAAAUCAAACGUGUAAUCAAAGUGAAAGGCAUUUCGUAUAAGAGGGUACGAGCUAUCAUGGCGUGAGCGCGCGCUUCAUAAAUUAAUCAUGUACUUUAAUUCCAAGGAUAGGACAUAGACUGUAUUUAGUAAAGAAUAUUAAGGUACAAAUUUACGGUAGGGAGAUCUGGCCAGUUAGGAUUUUUAAAAUUUACGAAGCAAUGUAUGGAUAGCUACCCAAAGCCUUGUUUUUUUGUAAAUGGUGUAAGAUUUUUUUUCACUUACGGCAAAUGAUUACUUUAUUAAGUAUGUAAUUGUUAUAAAUUAUAUUUAUCAUGACAUUAUAAGCAAAUUGAAAUACAACAUGUUUAAAAUGAA
This is a messenger RNA of Leguminivora glycinivorella, 6233 nucleotides long. Its product is annotated as serine/arginine repetitive matrix protein 1. Gene Ontology annotation, cellular component: nucleus. The transcript has 13 exons. Bases 227 to 2386 code for a protein of 719 amino acids. Gene Ontology annotation, biological process: regulation of transcription by RNA polymerase II. The record is from RefSeq and is a predicted model, not a curated record. NCBI's taxonomy places the organism in Eukaryota, Metazoa, Arthropoda, Insecta, Lepidoptera, Tortricidae.